AAAAAUAAAAAAAAAUAAAAUAAAAUAUUGAUAGGAGAAAGAAAGAUGAAGGAAUUGUGGACAUCUUUGGCAUCAGUAAUGGGAGUUUGGGCCUUCUGCCAAAGCCUCCUCCACACAGUCCUCCCACCGGAGCUCCGGUUCGCCUCCCUGAAACUCUUCCAGCGCCUCUUCAACUGGUUCUCCUCCUACUGCUUCUAUGAAAUCACCGAGAUCGACGGCGUCAACACCAACGAACUCUACAACUCCGCCCAACUCUACCUCAGCUCCUCCGCCUCCAUCUCCGGCAACCGCCUCUCCCUCUCCCGCUCCACCAACUCCUCCGCCGUCACCUUCUCCCUCUCCAACAACGACCGCCUCCUCGACGUCUUUCGCGGCGUCUCUGUCGUUUGGGAACACGUCGUCACCCACCGCCAAUCCCACACCUUCUCCUGGCGCCCAUUGCCCGACGAGAAGCGUGGUUUCACUCUCCGUAUCCGGAAAAAGGACAAGAAUCUCAUCCUCCAAUCCUACCUCGAUCACAUCAUGGAAAAAGCUACCGAGAUUCGAAGGAACAAUCAGGAUCGAUUUCUCUACACCAAUUCGCGCGGCGGUUCUAUCGAUGCUAGAGGCCAUCCUUGGGAGUCCGUUCCUUUCAAGCAUCCUAGCACAUUCGAAACCCUAGCUAUGGAUCCUAUCAAGAAGCAAGCUCUCAUGGCGGAUCUUCGUGACUUCGCCGAUGGCCAAUCGUUUUACCAGAAGACCGGUCGAGCUUGGAAGCGAGGUUAUCUUCUCUACGGACCCCCUGGAACUGGAAAAUCCAGCAUGAUUGCAGCCAUGGCGAAUUUCCUGGGCUACGAUAUCUACGACAUGGAAUUAACCGAGGUUCAUCACAAUUCCGAGCUGAGAAAGCUCCUGAUGAAGACGAGUUCGAAAUCGAUUAUCGUUAUCGAAGACAUUGAUUGCUCCAUCAAUUUGACAAACAGGAAGAAAAAUGUGCGGAAUCAGAAUCAACAACAACAUAAUAACAACGACAAUUUCUUAGGCCCCGAAACGAGACAUUCGACUUCGGACGAUAGUAAUGGAAGCUCGAUCACGCUGUCCGGGUUGCUGAAUUUCACUGAUGGACUCUGGUCGUGUUGCGGGAGCGAGAAGAUAUUCGUUUUCACCACGAAUCAUAUCGAGAAGCUGGACCCGGCAUUGCUGAGGAGUGGGAGGAUGGAUAUGCAUAUAUUCAUGAGUUAUUGUUCAUUUCCCGCAUUGAUGAUUCUGUUGAAGAAUUAUUUGGGAUUUGAAGAAGAGGACUUGGAAGAGAUUGUUGUGAAGGAAUUGAAACAAGUCAUUGAUGAGGCUAAGAUGACUCCAGCUGAUAUUAGUGAGGUUUUGAUUAAGAAUAGGAGAAAUAAGGAAAAAGCUGUGGGGCAAUUGGUGGAGGCAUUGAAAGUGAGAGCAGAGAGUAAUAGAGCAGUAGCAGUAAAAUGUGGGGAUGUGGAUGUGGAUGUGGAAGAAGAGCAAGAGAAAAGGGCAUUGGAGAGUCCAAAACAAUUGCAACAAACUUGUGAGGAAGAUGACAAUGAGAAGCCAAAUUGAUACAGAAGUGGGUGUUUAAUUUAAUUUUGCUUUUUUUUUUGGUUGGGUGGGUUGAGAUGAUGAAAUUUUGUUGAUGGGUUUUGUGUGGGAAGAGGAGUGGACACUGGAUGGAGAGAAAGAAACUGUAUGACAAAAACAAUGCUUAUCCAAUUUAGUCAUGUUUGAUUAGCUAUUAAUGUUGGCUUAGCACACAAUAAUGAAAUCGAAUAAUAAUUUAUGUGUUUUAAUAA
Messenger RNA from Camellia sinensis, 1796 nucleotides. Its product is annotated as AAA-ATPase At5g57480. Gene Ontology annotation, molecular function: ATP hydrolysis activity; ATP binding. The record is from RefSeq and is a predicted model, not a curated record. Lineage: Eukaryota; Viridiplantae; Streptophyta; Magnoliopsida; Ericales; Theaceae.